AUGGUGAAGGAGAAUAUCAUUGGGAAACUCGAUCUUUUGCAGUAUAAGCACAAGCAGAUUGAUCCUCCGCGGUUCGAGAUUUCGCGGAAGUUGGUAAAGUCGAAAAACAGCAGUCAUUUCAAGCUUUUGACGCUUCCUAGAGCCGAGGCAUUGGCAAUGAUCAAACAGCUCAAACGGCAGCUGUUUGAGCGCAAGUACCAUUUUGCGUUUUCGAAGCUGGAGCGGCUGUUGCGCGGGACGGUGAAGCAGGUGUUGAAGACGAAGACCGUUUCUUCGAAAGAGACGGCCUUGUAUGAGCAGUUGGACAAAGAACUAGAGACAGUGAUCAAACAGAAGCUGGGGAAACUCGGCAGCAAGAUCUUCCAUGCGGAGGAGAAUCGCGAGGUUCCCUCGGAGGAGUUCUGGCAGGAGCGCGAGCAGCUUCGCGAACGGCAGUUGGCGGGCGAGAUGAACAAUUUGGUUUCCAAGCUAUUCAAUAAAAACACAGUGAGGGAGGUGAUACAGCAGACGGAGGCCAACUUCAAGCUGAUUCUGGGCGUGAAGAAGGAGCGCAAGGAGAGGGAGGUUGUGAAGAGCGAGGCUAAGAUUGAGACUGAGAGUGAAAGCGAAAGUGAAAGUGAAAGCGAAAGCGAAAGCGAGACCGGGUCUGAAGGUGAAGAGCAGAGCGACUCCGAGAAGCUGGACAGUAUUUACUCUUCGUACAAGUCGAUGGUUGCUGGCUCGUCGGACGAGAGCGACGGCGAGAUCGAGCAGGGCGUGGACUACAACGAGGUCACGGACGAGGAGCCGAGCGCAGAGAGCGACGUGGACUACGAGACGGUGAAGGAGGAACGCAAGAAGCUGGGCAACGACGACUUCUUCAGCGGGGUGCAGGUUCCGGAGCUGGUUGGCGGGUACUACUCGGGCGACGAGGAGGAAGACGAGCUGGAGAAGGCCGACAAGGACAUGAAGCAGGCAAACAAGGAGCGCAAGAACCGGCGUGGCCAGCGGGCCCGGCAGAAGAUCUGGGAGAAGAAGUACGGCAAGAGUGCGAACCACGUGAAGAAGCAGCAGGAGCGGGUGCGGUCUGAGCGCGAGCAGCAGCAGCUGGCGUACGAGGAGCGGGUGCGGAAGCGUGCAGAGAAGCAGAGGUUGCUGGCCGAGAAGGAGGCUGCUAAGCCCGUGAAAAAACACACAAACCCAGAGGCCAUGCAUCCGUCGUGGGAGGCCAAGCGGAAGGCCGAAGAGGCGCUGAAAAACGUCAAGUUCCAGGGCAAGAAGAUGAAGUUUGACUAA
Molecule: messenger RNA, 1275 nt
Organism: Ogataea philodendri
Lineage: Eukaryota; Fungi; Ascomycota; Pichiomycetes; Pichiales; Pichiaceae
Exons: 1
Coding region: 1-1275 (424 amino acids)
Biological process (GO): maturation of SSU-rRNA
Cellular component (GO): 90S preribosome; nucleus
Source: RefSeq, a predicted model, not a curated record